CGACAAACCGCCCCCACCAUGAACGAAGCCAAUUGCAGUGGGACGCCGUGGCUUGCCUGUGGAAGAGAAAAGGAGGGGGAGUGUGCACGGACCGUCUGUUAGUGGUCCUCCGGGUCUUGGCCUUGGGCCUGGCAGCUUCGCCAGAUGGAUUUCUUUGGGCGAAUUUCACGACACGCUCGAGCGCGACAAGUCUUAAAAACACCAGCUUACCGCAACCGCACCUCCCACCGCAAUCGCAUCCAUCCACACAGCAGCUCCACGCCAACAACCCGUUCACACUACACAAUGACUGGAAGAGGAGGAGGUGGUGGUCGUCGGGUUCUGCUCCCACCAAUCAACUUUCUUUUCAAACUCCUGCAGCAGAGAACACCAGUCCAAAUCUGGCUCUACGAGCAGCUCUCGAUCCGCAUCAUUGGCAUUAUCCGUGGCUUCGACGAAUUCAUGAACCUGGUUAUCGACGAUGCCGUGGAGGUCAAACAAAUCUCCAAGACGAACGACACAGAAACGAGAAGAAAUUUGGGGCAAAUUCUCCUCAAGGGCGACAAUGUGUCCCUUAUCCAGAGCUAUUCAGGGUGA
This is a messenger RNA of Podospora pseudopauciseta, 576 nucleotides long. RefSeq lists its product as uncharacterized. Gene Ontology annotation, molecular function: RNA binding. Gene Ontology annotation, cellular component: U5 snRNP; precatalytic spliceosome; pICln-Sm protein complex. Lineage: Eukaryota; Fungi; Ascomycota; Sordariomycetes; Sordariales; Podosporaceae. The transcript has 4 exons. Gene Ontology annotation, biological process: mRNA splicing, via spliceosome; spliceosomal snRNP assembly. The record is from RefSeq and is a predicted model, not a curated record. The coding region runs from base 145 to 576 and encodes 143 amino acids.